Molecule: messenger RNA, 1628 nt
Organism: Stylophora pistillata
Lineage: Eukaryota; Metazoa; Cnidaria; Anthozoa; Scleractinia; Pocilloporidae
Source: RefSeq, a predicted model, not a curated record
GAGCUCAGCAAUUUUGUUUAUUGUCCAUCAUUGAAAUUCCAUAUCUUAACCGUUUUGAGACUGAAAGGAACAGUUCUACCCAAGCCAUUUUAGUUUCGUUUCGUCGAAAGAUACCAAGAAAGAGAAAGUAGAGUUUUCCUCCUGUGCAAGAAAUUUCAGUUGUGCACUUUGUGUGCCAAACUAAGAGAGUAUGGACAAAAUGUGAAACACUAGCUUUCUUUUCUUGAGUCUGCAUUGCGUGACAAAACUGAUAAAAACAAUGUCACAGUAUUACCAUUUCUCGGAAAUCUUGUAUUCGCCGAAUUAUCACCCUGAAACAAACAACGUUUGCUGAUAACCGAGAACUGAGCUUUUGGAGAAGAAAUAGUUCAGAAGGUUGAGACAUUAUGGCUGAUAGGUCGAAUAAGACCAUUUGUCUCUUCAAUUGCGAUGGAACGUACAACCUAGAUGUUGUUAAAGCCUUCCUGAUGGAAAUGAAUGAGAAACACGGCUUCAACUUCGCAAUUGGGAAGCACAACUUUGGAUUGCAACAAAUGACUGAUUUUUGUGAAAACACAAUUCCUCAAAUUCACAUGGAUUAUGCUGUUUUUGCCUUACACGCGCACGAGUCUCGUCUCUCGAUCAACGAAGAUAAUGCAGGGAUUGGCUACGCGAAGGUCUAUAGAGCUUUGUUAGAGGCCACAAAGAACAAGGUGUUGAUAGUCAUUGGCGGAGAUAACAAAUACAGAAAUGACGACGAAGAAGAACGGGCUGUUAUCUCACGCUGGGCACGAGGGAAAGUGGCGUCACAGUUUGCUGAGGAGUAUCUUGAUGGAAGAAUAAGCUUCAUUUUUUCUUGGAACAAGGGGCAUAGAGAAAUCCAUGAGGAGGCACUGUUGCAUUUCUUUGAUCCAAGCAAACAUGGUACAAAGUUUGAACACCAACCCAGACAAAAACCAACUAACGACCGCGAGGAAUCGCGUGGAAAUACCAAGGUAAUACCUCUGAAAAAAGGAACUACAGAGAAAGAAAAAUCCACAAGUGAGACGGAAGUUGAGGAUAAGAGACGUGGAAAUGGAGAGAGAGAAAGGACAUGGGAAAAAGAGACUAAUAAGUUGAGGGGUCCCCAAGAACGACACAAAUACGGAGCCGUGAGCCCUUAUUACCCGGCAGGCACUGUUCAGCGAAGGGGUGAAUGGAAGCCUUCUGAGACUCAUGUAUCGGAUCUGAGGGCAAAACAGUUUACUGAACCCAGUUCGGUGCGGUUUUCUGCAACAGGCAACGGUGGUAUUAGCAACACAGUAUUACCCACAACUUGGUGGCGCAGAUGUAUAGAUUUCUUUAGGAUGUGUUGUUCUUGUGGUUGCAUUCAUGACGAUUAAGAGCAGUAAUAAAUUUGCAGACCUUCGGCAUAUUGUCAAUCAAGAAAUCUGCCACUUGUCGCCAAAUGUUUUAGCCUGCUGAUUUUAAAGUUAACCGCGUGACUAACACAUCUGAUAUCAAUCUGUAACCAUUCUUCUUAUAAGCUUAGCAUUUACAAACGAAAGUGUCAUGGCAGAUAUGAAAGAAAACGAUUAUUUAAUCACUUUCACCAGAGUGUGGUGAGGGUCGCACAACAGAGCGAGGCUCCAAUUUAAGUGCGCCCAAUA